Messenger RNA from Aaosphaeria arxii CBS 175.79, 2864 nucleotides. Its product is annotated as MCM-domain-containing protein. Gene Ontology annotation, molecular function: single-stranded DNA binding; single-stranded DNA helicase activity; ATP hydrolysis activity. The record is from RefSeq and is a predicted model, not a curated record. Gene Ontology annotation, biological process: DNA replication initiation; DNA strand elongation involved in DNA replication; double-strand break repair via break-induced replication. The coding region runs from base 126 to 2549 and encodes 807 amino acids. Lineage: Eukaryota; Fungi; Ascomycota; Dothideomycetes; Pleosporales. Gene Ontology annotation, cellular component: nucleus; MCM complex. The transcript is spliced from 5 exons.
ACCAGCCCCAUUUCUUCAAUAGUGCUGUCGCAUCGUUCCCCGCCGCCAUUGCACAUUAUAUCUCCUCCUGCGCAUAUCCUCUGUAACGCUUGUCAUACUUCUAGUUUGCGCGUGCAUCAGGAAUCAUGGCGCUUCCAACCUGGGGCAGUCCUGUCAACUACGAGGAGCAAGAAGCUGCCUUUGUGGAUUUCCUCAAGAAUUACAAAUCGUCCUCGACCGAAGCUGCAGAGCAGCUGGAGAGUUUGAACAUCAAUGCCGAUGGAGAUAGCGACGAGUAUGACAUGGUAGAUGACUCGGACGACCCUGCAGCGAACGCUCAGCAGCGCAAUCGUCACGGCAAAGCCAAAUACAUGCAAAUGUUGCAAGACGUUUCAGAUAGGAUACGGCCGGAGAUAAUCAUUGACUUGAACGAUCUCGAAGAGUAUGAGAACGGAAUGGAGGAAGGCUCAUUGAAGCUCAUAGAAUCCAUUGAACGCAAUGCGCAUCAUUAUCUCGAGAUUUUCUCAAGGGCAGUAGACAAGGUGCUUCCUGAGCCCGUAAGAGAACCGAACUUCAAAGAUGAUGUUCUGGAUAUCAUCAUGACCCAACGCUCUAAGCGUAACGAAAGGAUGCAAGAGAUGCAGGGCGCUGAUGAUGGCGCACCUUUAGCUCCGGAGUCUAUUUUCCCUGCAGAACUUACUCGAAGAUACACCCUCAACUUCAAACCUAGGAUACCUUCAGGCGCGAGCAGCCAGCGGAGUACGAAGGCCUUGGCUGUGCGAAACGUGCGAGGCGAGCAUCUCGGCCACCUUAUCACCGUGCGUGGUAUUUCCACAAGGGUAUCAGAUGUUAAGCCUUCGGUGCAAGUCAAUGCCUACUCUUGCGAUCGCUGCGGAUCCGAAAUUUUCCAACCGGUCAACACAAAACAAUUCACCCCCAUGGUUGAAUGUCCGUCAGAGGAAUGCAAGAAGAACAACACCAAGGGCCAACUAUUCCUGUCUACGCGCGCUUCAAAAUUCCUACCUUUCCAAGAGGUGAAGAUCCAGGAAAUGGCCGACCAGGUACCCGUCGGUCACAUCCCAAGACAGCUAACCAUUCACUGCCAUGGUGCUCUCGUGCGCCAGAUAAACCCUGGAGAUGUCAUCGAUGUUGCUGGAAUUUUCCUCCCCACGCCCUACACUGGAUUCAAGGCUAUCCGAGCGGGUCUUCUUACCGACACUUACCUUGAGGCACAGCACGUUAUACAACACAAGAAAGCCUACGAUGAUAUUGUGCUUGCUCAACCGACAUUAAAGCGGAUGAACGACUUAGAGCGUACAGGCCAACUGUAUGAAUAUUUGUCCCGGUCCAUUGCUCCCGAGAUUUUCGGUCACGUUGAUGUGAAGAAGGCUCUUCUCCUGCAGCUCAUUGGAGGUGUCACCAAGGAGGUGGGUGAUGGAAUGCGAAUCCGUGGUGACAUCAACGUGUGCUUGAUGGGCGACCCUGGUGUGGCUAAAUCUCAACUUCUCAAAUACAUCACCAAAGUCGCUCCCCGAGGUGUCUAUACUACUGGUCGAGGAAGCAGUGGCGUCGGUCUCACUGCAGCCGUUAUGCGGGACCCUGUCACUGAUGAGAUGGUUCUUGAAGGAGGCGCGCUCGUUUUGGCCGACAAUGGCAUGUGCUGUAUCGAUGAAUUCGACAAAAUGGACGACAGCGACCGGACGGCCAUUCACGAAGUCAUGGAGCAGCAGACCAUCUCGAUCAGUAAAGCCGGAAUUACAACGACACUGAACGCUCGUACAUCCAUCCUCGCAGCCGCUAAUCCGUUAUAUGGACGCUACAACCCCCGCAUCUCUCCUGUGGAGAACAUCAACCUUCCUGCAGCAUUGCUUUCCCGUUUUGACGUGCUUUUCCUUAUUCUUGAUACCCCUUCACGCGACUCAGACGAGGAGCUUGCUCGCCACGUAACACAUGUCCAUAUGCAUAAUGCCCAUCCGGAAUCAUCCGAGGGAGUCGUUUUCUCACCUGCUGAAGUACGACAAUGGGUAGCCCGAGCCCGUUCAUUCAGGCCAGUCGUACCCAAAGAAGUGUCGGAUUACAUGGUCGGCGCGUAUGUGCGCAUGCGACAGCAACAAAAGCGCGAUGAGGGUACCAAGAAGGCCUUUACCCAUACGUCGACCCGUACCCUACUUGGCGUUCUCCGUCUAUCACAGGCUUUGGCACGCCUUCGAUUCGCCAGCGAGGUCAUUUCCGAAGAUGUUGACGAGGCAUUACGCCUUGUAGAGGUCAGCAAAGCCAGUCUGUACACCGACGAAAACCGCAGGGAUGAUCACACCCCGAGCAGCAAAAUCUACCAUCUCAUCAAGACAAUGGAGGCAAGCGGUGCUGCCGCUGUUGGUGACGGUAGCCGCGGCGAACUUGACCUCCGCAGGGUACGCGAGAGAGUGCUCGCCAAAGGUUUCACCGCGGAUCAGUUCGAGCAGGCAAUUGACGAGUACUCCGCACUGGACGUUUGGCAAACGACUGGAGAAGGCACUAGACUUGUUUUCAUUGAAGCUGGUCUUGAUGACAUGGACGAUGAUGACUUUUAAGAUAUGCAAUAGUAUGUAUAAAGGGCCGGGAGUUGUGGUGUGGUGAGCUUAAGUCAUGGCGUUUCUAGAACCUGGAUAUCAGGUGCGUGACUACAUUAUGUUUGGCAGUGAGUAGGGCGAGGUUCACUCUCCAAGGCGAUGCCACGUUAAACUCUGAAAUCAAUAUUCAAAACCUGUCUGUCCAUAGCAAUCGGUGCGAUUGAACUUGUUUUGCUCUAUAUCUGGAGCGCAAACUGUUAGAUACAAACGGGAGGUGGUUAUCUCAUGCCAAGAAACCAGUGCCAGGCGGGGAUACUCUUCCCAUACGCUUCCGCU